AUGAAACUGUUAACAACCUUUCUGGCACUGGUAGGUAUAGCAUUUGGAACGGUUGACAAGUGGACUGGCUGCUUCCAGGGAGUUGAGACGGCUGUGGAUUAUCUCACUUUCAAUUUAACUAAUCCUACCGACUACUAUGGCAACCUAUGCACCAACAAAGUGUACACAAUCUCAAUGUACGCAGCUGCCAAGCUCUAUUGCAGCAUCAGAGAGAUCCAAGCCGGAUACGACUAUUUUAAUCAGGAAUGCCAGGAAUACGGCGAGGGACUGACUUUGGUUCCGUACUCCGACAUCGAGCCACUGCUUACCGAUGAAUACAUGAAGUCUCUCACUGUCGCCGACUAUAACGAUUAUGAAAAGGGUACGGUCUUCAACGGGCCCGUGCUGAUAACCCGCUCUUAUUGGAAAACCGCCAGAGACACUUGGGUUGACUUCGACAUUGAAACUGCAGAAUAUCCGCAUGCUUACGGCUGGGCAAUGUAUGGCUUCUGGGGAGGAAUACUACUGAUCGGCAUCAUAAAUCGUCUCAUCACUUCUUUCUUCCAGUCUCGACGCUUAAAGGCUAUGGACGAUGUUGAAGAAGGGCAAAACUCCUCCGUAAAGCGUCGGGAUGAACUUCCUGGAUUCAUCAAAUUCGUCUAUGAUUGGAUCAGGGCAAAUUUGAUUAUUCCCGCCGCAUUCGGUUCACACCAUUCUCGCCCAGUACUUUGGAUGACCAUUCCAACCCGUAUGGAGACGAUAAUUAUUGUGACUUUCUAUGUUAUGAACUUUAUCUUAUGCUGUGUCGGCUACAAGAUCUUUAACCCUAAUCUCUAUUAUUCGAACGGUCAGCAAGGCUGGCGCUAUAUAGCCGACCGUACUGGUAUCAUCUCAUAUGCUUGCUUGCCUUGGCUAUGGAUGUUUGCUGGAAGAAACAAUAUCUUCUUAUGGCUGACUGGCUGGAGCUUUGCCACUUUCAAUAUAUUUCAUCGCCACAUUGCUCGAUGGGCGACCUUAUGUGCAAUUGUUCAUUCGAUCAAUUGGUCAGUCUUGGAGGGAGAAUUUGGCUAUUUUGCCGAGUCAUGGACAGAACAGUACUGGUAUAUGGGAGGCAUGGCUACCAUUACGAUGAGCCUACUGGUCUUUUUCUCAUUCAUGUGGUUCCGAGUGAAGUCAUAUGAGGUCUUUCUUCUGAUCCAUAUAUCACUUUCGGUGGUGACACUUGUUGGCUUAUAUUACCACACCAUCAUAUUCGAUGGUGAAUACAAUCCGUAUCUAUGGCCACCCAUAGCAAUUUGGAGCUUUGAUCGAGCGGCUCGCUUAUUUCGAUGGGUAUACUGUAACCUUCACAUGAAGUCUUCACACUCCCUCAUGACUACUAAAGCCUCGAUCACGUACAGUCAGCGGGGCGACUUUAUUCGACUUGAGCUUAUACCGGGGUCUACCCUCCUCCAACCCGGCCCUGGACAGCAUUACUUCCUGUAUCAGCCGAUAAAAUGGAAAGGGUGGGAAAAUCACCCAUUCACUUUGGCCGGAUAUGAGCGGAUCGAUGACACUGAGGAAGCUCAGACUGUUGCCGGCAUGGAACAACUGAACAGCGCUGCAGAGAAAGAGAUCCCGAGCAACACUGAAGGCUCGUCUUCUCGUCAUUCCUCGGACAUAGGCCAACCUCUGCCUCAUGGCCAGCGAACCGUGUCCAAUGCUUCUGGUGGCAAGCAGAAACUUACCUUUCUUAUACGUCCUUUUAGCAGCUGGACUCGACGUCUUCGUGAGGAAUGUCUCAAGUCUCCCACUGGCAUCAUUACGCCGCACAUCUUUCUUGAAGGCCCAUACGGAGAGAAGAGCCCGUUACAUACUUUUGAGCACGUCGUUUUCAUCGUUGGUGGGACCGGCAUCUCCGGUGCACUGCCGUAUAUGCAAGAUCAUGCAAAGCGUGUGGCCCUCGAUGCUAGACAGCAAUCAGGCGCAGCCGAAGGAAAAGUCUCUUCGCUCACCAGGAACAUCACGUUUGUCUGGUCGACCAAACAAACAUCCAUGAUCAAAGACAUUGUCGCGCAAGAUUUGCAGCCGUACAUCGGGCGUGACGACGUUCAUCUCCAUCUCCAUGCCACCUCUUGCGGAAAUGGCCGGCUUACUUCCGUGGACGCGGCUAACAGCGGUAAUGAGGACCUCGAGAUUAUCCUGCCUACCAAUGCUAGUACUACCAACAUCGACAUCGCCUACGGCCGACCUAACAUACAAGGAACGAUACUAGGUGUGAUUGAUAAAAUGAACGACACUGACACAGUAGGCAGAAGAAUUGCCAUUCUCACUUGCGGACCCGCUGGCAUGGCCGAUGAGGCGAGAGCUGCAGUACACAUGGCUCUAAAGCAAGGCAAACGCGGCGUCGAAUAUAUUGAAGAGACCUUUGGGUAA
Fonsecaea pedrosoi CBS 271.37 is the source of this 2394-nucleotide messenger RNA. RefSeq lists its product as uncharacterized. Gene Ontology annotation, molecular function: ferric-chelate reductase activity. The record is from RefSeq and is a predicted model, not a curated record. The transcript is spliced from 7 exons. Gene Ontology annotation, cellular component: plasma membrane. NCBI's taxonomy places the organism in Eukaryota, Fungi, Ascomycota, Eurotiomycetes, Chaetothyriales, Herpotrichiellaceae. The coding region runs from base 1 to 2394 and encodes 797 amino acids. Gene Ontology annotation, biological process: copper ion import; iron ion transport; intracellular iron ion homeostasis.